This is a messenger RNA of Plectropomus leopardus (leopard coralgrouper), 1545 nucleotides long. NCBI's taxonomy places the organism in Eukaryota, Metazoa, Chordata, Actinopteri, Perciformes, Serranidae. The record is from RefSeq and is a predicted model, not a curated record.
AUGUCGCUAACGAAUUAUUAUUCCAUGAUGGGCCUGCAGACCGAGGAGCCGUACGGUGCACAUUUCAUCCCGGGAGGCUUGCAGGGUUCGGCGGCCGGCUGUGCGAAGCCAGCCCGGAGAGCGGAGGAGGAGGAGGGGACCCCCGGCGCACACACGGAUUUCUCACAUUUUUCCAACAAACAGACGAGCUUGAACGGCUUCUCUCCGUGGGCGAGCACCUCUGCGUCCUCCUCGCCCUCUUCCCCGCAGCUGCAGCCCGCCCCCGGCGCCUCCACCGGCCUCUUCCACCCGCACCCGCUGCUCAGCCACCACCACCCGUACUACGGCCCGCAGCCGCAGAGCCACGCCGAGCACCUCGCGCCCUCCGCGGGCUCGGAGAGCAGGUUCGUCCGCUGCUGGGAGGGGGCCACCCCAAACUCGGAGACCUCCCUAACGCACGCGGCCUUCCCCGGGUGCGUCCCCGCCCAGGGUGACCUCUCCGAUCCAAACCCGCGGUACGAAGCGGUGGAAGCGGAGAGCUCCCCGCCGUCCCAGGACAGCCCCGGGGAGUCCAGCUUCGCCAGCCCGACCGAGGUGGUACUCGAGCGGCUCGGGACCGUGGAGGAGCUCGGGAGGAAGCCGGAGCUCAAAAAGGAGGAUGAGGAGAGAAAAACAAAGCAGCCGCUCGACCCCGAAAACCCUGCAGCCAGCUGGAUCCACGCUAAAUCCACCCGGAAGAAGAGGUGUCCGUACACCAAACACCAGACCCUGGAGCUGGAGAAGGAGUUCCUCUACAACAUGUACCUGACCAGAGACCGGCGCCUGGAGGUGGCGGGACUUUUGAAUCUAACAGAGCGGCAGGUCAAGAUCUGGUUCCAGAACAGACGCAUGAAGAUGAAGAAGCUGAUGAUCCGGGAGAGGAGGGGCGUGAACGAAUGAUGGAUCUGUAUUAUUUUUUUUUUUGGAUCGGUGGAGGUGAUGCUACAGCUGAUGAAUAAAACACCUCAAGACGACCAACGUCUCUCCAACAUCAGCAGCUUUAACUAAGAUUGUGGAGCUCACACGGCUGCUUUUGGAAAUCUGCAAACUGUGCAAAUUUUGGAGACCAGGAUGUUGAAACACUUCUACAAAAAAAGAAGAAAAUAUUCCUUUCGGUGUCUUUUUCAUGCUCUAAACUUCCAUCUGCAUGCAACAAAAUGAAGACAUCCAGCGUGUCAGCCGGGGAAACUUGUAUAUAACUCUCAGAAUAAAAUGUUCAAAUUCACAAGAAGACCCAUAAAUUGAAUUAAAACAACACACUAGCAGAUAUCAAAGACUUUGCUCAUUUUAAAACACAUCUGGUUUUCAUGAGGCUGUAUAUCCCACAUGUCCAAAACUGAAACUACUUGACACAUACUUGACUUCACAUAAAUUGUCUGUGCUUUGUGCCAAACUGUGAGCUGCGUUUUAUGAUUUAAUGCUAAAACUCCUCAUAAAAACUGCUUCCCCUCGUGCCAGACGUGGCUGUGCUGCGUCCGCUGCGGCCUGAAAUACUCCCACAGUGUUUAUUUGUAAACUGAAAUAAAA